Aureobasidium melanogenum CBS 110374 is the source of this 1554-nucleotide messenger RNA. Its product is annotated as glutamate decarboxylase. Gene Ontology annotation, biological process: L-glutamate catabolic process. The coding region runs from base 1 to 1554 and encodes 517 amino acids. Gene Ontology annotation, molecular function: glutamate decarboxylase activity; pyridoxal phosphate binding. The record is from RefSeq and is a predicted model, not a curated record. NCBI's taxonomy places the organism in Eukaryota, Fungi, Ascomycota, Dothideomycetes, Dothideales, Saccotheciaceae. The transcript is spliced from 4 exons. Gene Ontology annotation, cellular component: cytosol.
AUGGUUCACCUCGGACAAGUCACCAAGGAUUCUGAGAUCCAGAAGGACUCUCAGAGCAAGAUUGACCUCUCUGGUCUGGGUCCUGAGGGCAGCCAGCCCGAUGACUUCGAGACCAGCAUCUACGGUAGUCGCUUCGCAGCAGAGGACCUGCCCAGACACGAGAUGCCUGACAAGGAGAUGCCUGCUGCCACUGCCUACAGAAUGAUCAAGGACGACCUGACUUUGGAUGGCAACCCCACCCUCAACCUUGCCUCGUUCGUCACCACCUACAUGGAGCCCGAGGUCGAGAAGCUCAUGCAGGAUGCCUUUGCCAAGAACUUCAUCGACUACGAGGAGUACCCUGUCACCGCUGACAUUCAGAACCGCUGUGUCAACAUGAUCGCCCGUCUCUUCAACAUCCCUACCCACAACGAUGACUCCAACGCCAUGGGCACUUCGACCGUCGGCUCAUCCGAGGCCAUCAUGCUCGCAACUUUGGCCAUGAAGAAGUCUUGGGUAAACAAGCGCAAGGCCGAGGGCAAGGACUACUCUCGCCCCAACAUCAUCAUGAACUCUGCUGUCCAGGUCUGCUGGGAGAAGGCUGCCCGCUACUUUGAUGUCGAGGAGAAGUACGUUUACUGCACAAAGGACCGUUACGUUAUCGACCCUAAGGAGGCCGUCGACUUGAUUGACGAGAACACCAUUGGUAUCUGCUCCAUCCUCGGUACCACCUACACUGGCGAGUACGAGGACACCAAGGCCAUCAACGACCUCCUGGUCGAGCGCAACAUUGACAUUCCUAUUCACGUCGAUGCCGCAUCCGGUGGUUUCGUUGCACCUUUCGUCAACCCCGACCUCAUCUGGGACUUCCGUCUUGAGAAGGUCGUCUCGAUCAACGUUUCUGGCCACAAGUACGGUCUCGUCUACCCCGGUGUUGGAUGGUGCAUCUGGCGUGACCCUAAGUACUUGCCCACCGAGCUGAUCUUCAACAUCAACUACCUCGGUGCUGACCAGGCUUCCCUUACCCUCAACUUCUCUCGUGGAGCCUCCCAGGUCCUGGGUCAGUACUACCAGCUUAUUCGUCUGGGCAAGCACGGCUACCGUGCCAUCAUGUUCAACCUCACCAGAACUGCAGACUAUCUGGCCGCCUCGGUUGAGAAGAUGGGUUUCAAGCUCAUGUCUCAGACUCGUGGUAAAGGUCUUCCUCUGGUCGCUUUCCGUCUUAACCCCGACGACGGCCACCUGUUCGACGAGUUCGCUAUCGCACACCAGCUCAGACAGCGUGGCUGGGUCGUCCCUGCUUACACCAUGGCUCCUCACUCUGAGGGCCUCAAGAUGAUGCGUGUUGUUGUUCGUGAGGACUUCUCGCGCAGCAGAUGCGAUGCUUUGAUCGCCGACAUCAAGCUCGCCAUGGAGACUCUGGGCAAGAUGGAUGAACAGAAGAUCAAGGAGCACAAGGAACAGAUUGCCAAGCACGGCACCUCUACUGGCCGUCAUAAGAAGAUGAACCAGCACUUCACUGGCGAGAAGCACUCGCUGCAAGGCAAGACUGGCAAGACCCACGCCGUCUGCUAG